Messenger RNA from Ostreococcus tauri, 849 nucleotides. Its product is annotated as unnamed product. The record is from RefSeq and is a predicted model, not a curated record. Bases 1 to 849 code for a protein of 282 amino acids. The transcript has a single exon. NCBI's taxonomy places the organism in Eukaryota, Viridiplantae, Chlorophyta, Mamiellophyceae, Mamiellales, Bathycoccaceae.
AUGUCCGCGAGGACGUCGUCGCAGCGCGCGGUGCGCGCACCGACGUCCGCGAGUGAGCUCUUCGGUGAUUACGCCGCCGGACCGUCUCGCGCGCUCCAAGCGAGCGUUCGCGAUCUUCGCCCGCUCGUCUCGGGCGUCGACGUCGAUGGGUUCUGCUCGGGGGCGGCGGUGAUGGUGUCCCACGGCCCGCACGAUCGCUGGGACGCGGAUGAGAUGGGGAAACGGACGGUGGCGUUCGUGUUCGACGGCGUGCGCGCGGCGGACGCGGCGUUGGUCGAUCUGGCGCUUCGCGAGCGUGAACGAGGCGAGGGGAUCGAUGUGAGUAAUUUAGGAGGCUAUCACUCUCGCCCAGAUGCGUUCGAGAGGCUGGGUGGAUGCGCGGCGGCGCUGAGAGCGACUGUCGAGCGCGCGUGCGAGGCGUGCUGGGACGCGGUGCGGGGCGACGCGAAGAGCGUGUGGGUCAAGGCGAUGAUGGGUGCGGGAGACCCGACAAAGGUGACCACAUCGUGGGCGAACGUGUGCGAGCGCACCAACGGGCACGGGUUGCAUAAUCACGUGAAUGCGGUUUGGAGCGGCGUGUAUUACGCGAGCGACGGGCGAGACGCGGAAACGACUCCGCGCGAAGACGUCGACGAGCCGGGAGAUUUGUUGAUUCGAGUCACGGCCGGUGGACUUGAUCCACUAUCGGAAGGUCCGUCGGGGUAUUGUUCGUACAUGUGCGUCAAGCCAAAGGUUGGUCGACUCGUCGUUUUCCCAUCAUGGGUUCUGCACGGAGUUCUCGCGUCGGCAGGGGACUCGCCGCGCGUAUCAUACGCGUUCAACACGGGAGAGAUUGGUGUGAAAUUUUAG